Molecule: messenger RNA, 461 nt
Organism: Perkinsus marinus ATCC 50983
Lineage: Eukaryota; Perkinsozoa; Perkinsida; Perkinsidae
Exons: 1
Source: RefSeq, a predicted model, not a curated record
GAUUGGUAAUUGAGCUAGACAUACAAGGAAGGUAUCUGGUACAGAGAGCUUUCCAGUAUGCGUGGGAUACUAGACUACCAGAUGACCUAUGUGUUCUUACUAGUAAGUGGUUGGCUUUGGUUAAGAAGGCUGUCCUCGAGACCAAGGUUCCCAGAAAGAUUGACUGUAAAAAGUUGCUUGUCUAUGUUGAUGCUAGCCAAAGCACCUGGGGGGUGGAUAUUAGAACCCCAAGUGGGACUAGGGUCUGCGCUAAAGGUGGUCUUUUCCCUCAGCCAAAGAGGGAUAAGUGGACUAUUCCGCGGAAGGAGCUACUUUCUCUUAUUUAUGGUAGAGACCUUCUUAUAAAUGUGUGGAAAACAGUUGAUGAGAGUAUGAGAGAUCAAUGUGAAGCUCUCAUACUGAGUGAUUCUCAAAUCAAUUGUUACAGAGUCCACAAAGAAGACCAGGCGACUGAUAUGAAG